AUGUCAUCUCUUGAGAAUUUGCAUAUCCGGAGAAGUGUUCGUUUAGCUGCUAAGCCUCAUGUGUCCAACCCGACUCUUCAGGCACAGAAGGUUCUUAUGGUCAAGUUGGGGCUCGCGAAUGCUUCCGAGCCUGUCGACACUGCAGAGACACAGAAGUUGGAGUCCAUCUUUGCUAAGCCGUUUUCGGAGUCCAAGCAUAAGGCUUUCAAGGUCCUAUUCUCGGACGACACAUUCUUGGAUGACUUCGUCUCGGAGGUUGAUGGGCUCCGGCCGUAG
Molecule: messenger RNA, 276 nt
Organism: Miscanthus lutarioriparius
Lineage: Eukaryota; Viridiplantae; Streptophyta; Magnoliopsida; Poales; Poaceae
Source: the annotation of a GenBank genome assembly